This is a messenger RNA of Mycena citricolor, 973 nucleotides long. Lineage: Eukaryota; Fungi; Basidiomycota; Agaricomycetes; Agaricales; Mycenaceae. The record is from the annotation of a GenBank genome assembly.
AAAGGACAUUGGCUUAGAAGCCUUUCUCACGUGCGAAUCGCGUAAUAUCAGUACCUGGCACGGUCACAUGCAACGAGCCAGGUCGGAUGAGCUGGCCGGCAGUAGGCUUGUGAAACGGAAGUUUCCGAGGAGGAGCUUGCAGGAUUGCAUGGAGGCGAUACUUGGUGCCAGCUUUGUCACUGGUGGAAUCAACAUGGCUCUGCGAUGUGGAUCCGCAUUGGGUGUUGAUUUCGGCGGCUGCAUUCCUUGGGAAUCUCGGUUCCAUCUUCGCGAAACAUCCCCUGUUUCAUUCACAUUCUCACGUCUGGAAGGCGCGUUGGGCUACCAAUUCCGGUCGCAGAGGCUUUUGGUCGAAGCGCUGACACAUCCAUCCUUUGACAACCAGUCUACGAGCUCUUACCAGCGACUCGAGUUUCUGGGAGAUGCUGUUCUCGAGCUGGUUGUUGUUGAAUACCUGUAUCGUAAGUUCCCCGUGGCUAACUCGGGCCAAUUGUCAUGGGCGCGAUCUCGUGUUGUCUGCGCCCCAGCUCUGGCUACCGUUGGAGUGCAACGGCUUCAGCUGCACCAGUCGCUGCUCGUGAAUAAUUUCGAGCUGAGCCGAGAGAUGGAGAGGCAUGUACCACUGCUCCAAGCGUGCAGUCCUCUAGAGACCGUGCAGCGAGGCUGGCGAUAUGACCCACCGAAGGCUCUCAGUGAUGUGUUCGAGAGUGUGAUUGGUGCUGUAUUUGUAGACUCGGGCUACGACUAUCAACGAACGGCUCUGGUCGUAGAGCACGUAAUGAGCGAUCUCCUCGAUGUGCUCUCGCCCGCUGUUCAACGCGACCCGAUAUCCGAACUCAUGGAAUGGGCCGCUGCCGCCGGUUGUUUGAGCCCAAAACGGAUUUUGUUCAAGUCAGUGGGAUAUCUAUUUCAACUCGCCACACAGUUACAACUUUCUCAUUCUUCGUCCUUCAAGGAAAAGUGUAACAGACGG